Messenger RNA from Linum tenue, 1961 nucleotides. NCBI's taxonomy places the organism in Eukaryota, Viridiplantae, Streptophyta, Magnoliopsida, Malpighiales, Linaceae. The record is from the annotation of a GenBank genome assembly.
GGUUGGAUUUGCCGACGACGAUUAUGCUUCAGCUGAAUUCUCCUCGAUUCAUUCAUCCCUCCCCCGUUUUUGGCUGUGGAAUCGAAAAACCAGAAAAUAGAAAGGAAAUUACACAAAAAUAAAAACCCACCACCACGAGGGGCAAAACGAGAAGAGCCAGUAGGACGAUUAUUCCGAAGCCUCUUCUUCUUCAUCUCCCCCCUCGUUCCCUCCGCCCUCGCCAUUAAAAUCACCUCCUCCUUCCUCCUCUCCGCCACCAUUCCUUCUCCUUCCACCCAACAAACCCUUUUCUCUCGGGAGAAAGCGAGACAAUGGCGUCUGCUUUCUCUGCUACUGCCAAGUUCGCGCAGCCUCUCCCUCUCAACACCACUUCCUCCGCUAGAUCUCAAGACAAGCUCUCUCCCCCAGCUCUCUUCGACCCCUUCCGCACCUCUUCCUCCGCCGCCACUUCUCCCUUCCUCGGAUCUACUCGCCAAUUGCUAUGCAAAUCCAACCGACCUCUUUCCCACCGCCGAUCCUCCUCCUCCUCCGCCGUCGUCGCCGUCUCAGACGUCAAGCAAAAGAAGCCCAAGUCUAGCUCCAAUCUGUUGAUUACUAAAGAAGAGGGGUUGGAGCUGUAUGAAGAUAUGGUGCUGGGCAGAUCAUUUGAGGACAUGUGUGCCCAGAUGUACUACCGAGGCAAAAUGUUUGGCUUUGUCCAUCUCUACAAUGGGCAAGAAGCUGUCUCCACUGGGUUCAUCAAGCUACUGACCAAAGAAGACUCGGUGGUCAGCACUUACAGAGACCAUGUCCAUGCAUUGAGCAAAGGUGUCCCUGCUCGUGCUGUGAUGAGCGAGCUCUUUGGCAAGACAACCGGCUGCUGCCGUGGCCAAGGUGGAUCGAUGCACAUGUUCUCCAAAGAACAUAACGUGCUUGGUGGGUUUGCCUUUAUUGGCGAAGGGAUUCCCGUAGCAACUGGUGCAGCUUUCACCUCCAAGUAUAAGAGGGAGGUUCUCAAGGAGCCCAACAGCGAUCACGUCACUUUGGCCUUCUUUGGGGAUGGAACCUGCAACAAUGGCCAGUUCUUUGAGUGUCUGAACAUGGCUGCACUGUGGAAACUUCCCAUUGUGUUUGUUGUGGAGAAUAACUUGUGGGCGAUUGGGAUGUCCCACUUGAGGGCAACUUCUGAUCCUCAGAUUUAUAAGAAGGGACCUGCGUUCGGGAUGCCAGGCGUUCAUGUUGAUGGAAUGGAUGUUUUGAAGGUUAGGGAAGUGGCUAAAGAGGCGAUUGGAAGGGCUAGGAGGGGAGAAGGCCCGACCUUGGUGGAGUGUGAGACUUACAGGUUCAGAGGGCACUCCUUGGCCGAUCCUGAUGAGCUUCGUGACCCAGCUGAGAAAGCUCACUAUGCAGCUAGAGAUCCCAUCUCACAAUUGAAGACAUACAUGUUCGAGAACAACCUCGUGAACGAAUCCGAGCUGAAGGCAAUCGACAAGAAGAUAGAUGAGCUGGUGGAGGAAGCUGUCGAAUUUGCAGACGAGAGCCCUGUUCCGGAUCGCAGCCAGCUGCUGGAGAAUGUGUUUGCUGAUCCGAAGGGCUUUGGAAUAGGGCCUGAUGGGCGGUACAGAUGUGAGGACCCCAAGUUCACCCAAGGAACAGCUCAGGUCUAAGAUAAGAGACUGCCCCAGGAGUUAGGGUUAUAAUAUAGCUAACGAGCAGUUGAGUGUGGUGCUCUCUUUCUCUGUUUUUCUUUGUUUAAUUUAUGAUAUGGUUGUGUUCUUCUGAAUCGAGAACAGGGUAAUGUUAUUUGCUGUUUAGUUUCUUUCCCCCCAUUCCUUCUUCCAUUUUAAAAUUUUAACGGAAUAAUUGCUGUAUACUUUGCCUUUUUGUUGUCUUCCAAUUGUUCAUUUGUAAUUCCAGCUAUUCUUGUGUGUUUCGACUAUAUAAACGCAUUCGAACUUCUGCAAGUCUGUUUUGCCGACUCA